This is a messenger RNA of Symbiodinium natans, 1251 nucleotides long. The record is from the annotation of a GenBank genome assembly. NCBI's taxonomy places the organism in Eukaryota, Dinophyceae, Suessiales, Symbiodiniaceae.
AUGGGAUGGGGCCAGGGCAAAGGAAAGGGGGCGCAGCCUCCUCAAGGCAAAGGCAAAGGUAAAGGGGGGGGGAGCCAACCUCCCGGAGCAGGCAAAGGGGGCCAUCCUCCUGGAGGUAAAGGCGAGAUCCCCUUCAAAAGACCUUCCAAGAAGGACAGAGAUCGCCUUAAGCAGCUGGGUUUGUGGCCACCUCCCAAGGGGCAAGGCAAGAACGCCCGAACAGGCCCACACCCGGCAGAGGAAAGGGGGCACGCCAGACCACCCACACCUCCCCCCGUCAGAAGGGGAGCUCCAGCAGAAAGAAGUCCCUCAACGAGCCGCAGCCGCACACCGCGCCAAGAGGGGACUGAUGCAGAAGCACCAGCUGUGGAGUCCCCCUCGCAAUCUUCGCACUCGACGGAGCUUCGACGAGCCUCACCCGACCAACCGCGGCACCAACCUGAGUCGAGCCCAACCCCACCUGCCGAGGGGGGAGAGGCAGACACCAACCCAAUGCCAGUCAAACAGGAGUCAACCGAGGAGUUUAGCUCAGAAGAGUCGUCUGGAGAGGCGGCACCUCUUCCACCUUGGCCUCUCCUGGCAGACAGCCUCCACCUCACGGUUGACCGGGUUCGCCGUAGCAACAACCGUGACUUCUGGCUGUCUAACCUCGGCCCAACCUUGUGGUUGGAUUGCUUCCCAACCUUCAAGGGUUCCAACCUCCUGGGCAUAGGGGGAACGCGAGCAGUGUACACCUCACCCACCUCAGACGGCAAGGUGUGGAAGAUUGCUCUCAAAGCAGAGCCCAGCCACCAUGGGAUUGAGCAAACAAUUGGGCAACGGCUCCCAGGUUUAUGUGCCACUCAAACCAGGAUGGUGGGGACGGGGCAGCUCACCAUCCGCGACUUUAAGACCCUGGAGAUUGAGGUCUUGGAGGUUGAGCGUCUGACGCUGUUGCCUGACCAGCCUUCCAACCUCCAGGUCUUGCACAUGUUCAUGGUCCUCACAGCCCUAGUGGGUGCCGGCAUUUGGGUAGCAGCGUGGGCCAGAGGCGUCGUCCGCACGGACCAUGCUAGCCCGCGGCGACUCGCCAUCGCCUUCAGGCAGCGCCUCCUUGCCACAGAUGGGGGGAAGGAGGUUCUUGGGACUUUGGUCCGUCAAGGGGUCAUCAUCCCUAGUCCCUCGCUGAACCUGUGCCUCCCGAUGACGGUCAAUGGAGUCAACAGCAGCGGGGACUGGUGCUUCGCCUCAAUUGAAGACCUUGAGGCGUAA